This is a messenger RNA of Racocetra fulgida, 522 nucleotides long. The record is from the annotation of a GenBank genome assembly. Lineage: Eukaryota; Fungi; Glomeromycota; Glomeromycetes; Diversisporales; Gigasporaceae.
UUGAUAAUCUUUUUGCUGAACCUAGUAUUGCUAAAUGGAUUCAAGACACAGUUCCUGAAUAUACUAAUGGUGUUGUUGUUAGUAAAAAUGCUGGUGGUGCAAAAAGAGUAACAUCACUUGCCGAUCGUCUUAAAAUAGAUUUUGCACUUAUCCAUACUGAUCGCACACGUGAAUCUCGCCGAAAGAAUAAUAGCGAUUCUGGCAUGUCAUGUAUUACAAAAGUCGGAGUAAAGGAUGACGAGACGGUGGAGGAUGAUGAGAUUGAUGAAGCCACCACAGAACUUUCGAUUAAUGAUUCUAACUCUAUCACUUCAACAACCAAUGGAGAUGAAAUCGGUAUCAUUACUCUUGUAGGCGAAGUUGCGGGGAAAGUUGCCUUUAUAGUGGAUGAUAUGAUUGAUAAUGCAGGAUCGUUUAUAGCUGCUGCCGAUCACUUGAUAAAUAAAUGUAACGCUAAACGUGUUUACGUGAUCGCUACUCACGGAAUUUUAAGCGGUGAUAGUUUAAGAGAAAUUGAAAGAU